Molecule: messenger RNA, 787 nt
Organism: Trypanosoma grayi
Lineage: Eukaryota; Euglenozoa; Kinetoplastea; Trypanosomatida; Trypanosomatidae
Exons: 1
Source: RefSeq, a predicted model, not a curated record
GCCCUCGCGCUGUGCUGCUGCACGUCUGUGUGCGUGGAAGCAAGUACUGAAUCUGACACAGCUAAGCAACGAAGUCCAUUUCCACCUUUGAAAGGUGAUCCCCGGAUAACGCCAAAGCAGACAGUUGCUGCUAGGAACUGCCCAGCGGCGUCAAGUUCAGUCUCUGGGGAACGCAAGAAGGUAACUGUAUCCACUACAGCUAUUUUGAAGGAGGGUGCCCUACAGUACAGAAAGACAAUCAUCAGGUCAGUAAAGGAGGAUGUCACCGUUCCCGAUGGGUACAACUUUACAGUGGAAAAAAAUGUGGUUGUUGAGUGCGUGGGGAAAGACGGAGAUAAGAUCACUAAAGAAAAGUGUACGGUGGUAGACGGUGCAACGGCCACUAACAACAUUACCUAUAUUGCCACUGUGAAGUCCACUACGGCAGACCCCGCCGCUGUAAAUACACUCGCGGAAGAGGUGUCUGUAAUGAGUGUCCCAGAUGGGUACAAAAUGAGUAUUGACCACCAUGUUGCGGUUAAAUGCAUUCCUUUAACAGUGACUGGAUUAUCCCCCUCAUCUGCAGGGGUCGGGACCCCCGGCGGAGGAGACGAAGGAGUGCUUAACGACAGAGUAACUGAAGAUGUCUCUACCCAACUUCAGUCUUCAAUUAAGAACGAUACCGUCAAAGGAGAGGCAGAUCGACUUGCGUCACAGGCAAACGGCUUACAUCAACCACCGGGUUCUGCAUCGCAUGAUUCCAUUGCCAACAGUGGAAAGAUAAAUGGUGAACGCGCCAGUGAAGAAA